UUUAGCCAAAACUUGUCGACAAUCCAAAAUCUCUUUCGUAACGAGAAUGGCUCUUGUAGCUCAUCUCUGUCUUGCAAAUUGCUUGCUUCUCCUGUCCCUCUUUGCAGUUGUUUUCGCCGCCGACAUCGAUGCUUAUGGAUCCAGAUCCGGCCUCAAGAAGCCAAAACUACAGGGUGACCAGAGCCUCCUCUCCACAGACAUCGGGAUUCAAGGAGUGAUUUACUGUAAAUCGGGCUCGAAGCUCGUCCCACUCCAAGGUGCUCGGGCGAGGGUAACGUGUUUGGCCGUGGACAAGCGAGGGUACGAAACCGCCCCGUUCUGCAUCUUGAGCAGACCGACCGAUGCAAAUGGCUAUUUCUUGGCAACACUGUCGCCAUCGGAGGUCGAAGAUGACUGGAAGCUCACACAUUGCAAGGCUUUCCUGGAGCCCUCUCCCUCUGAGACCUGCAAAGUGCCAACGGACGUGAACAAGGGGAUCACUGGUGCUCUUCUCUCAUCCUAUCGCCUCUCAAAGGACAAGAGAAUGAAAUGGUUCUCCGUGGGGCCUUUUGUUUACACCGCGUGAGGACGAAGACUCAAUUUUUAAAAGGGGAAUUUGAGAGCUGAUAAUGGAGUGGGACAUGGAGAAAUGAAGCUACUACUUCUCUGAGGUCGUUGACUGAUUAAAGUUAUCUUUUGGCUUUUUGCCAAUAGCUUAAGUUUGGAUAUCGGCAUGAUCAGAUAAGUGUUGGCCAUCUCUAUAAUAACUAAACAACUAUUCAACUAAAGAGGCCAGAUGAAACUAUCGGGUUGUUCUCUUGCUUAAUAAAAUAACCGAGUAUUGGAG
Molecule: messenger RNA, 826 nt
Organism: Eucalyptus grandis
Lineage: Eukaryota; Viridiplantae; Streptophyta; Magnoliopsida; Myrtales; Myrtaceae
Product: proline-rich protein 3-like
Exons: 2
Coding region: 47-565 (172 amino acids)
Source: RefSeq, a predicted model, not a curated record